This is a messenger RNA of Ictalurus punctatus (channel catfish), 1783 nucleotides long. Its product is annotated as rho-related GTP-binding protein RhoB. Gene Ontology annotation, biological process: small GTPase-mediated signal transduction. The transcript has a single exon. The record is from RefSeq and is a predicted model, not a curated record. NCBI's taxonomy places the organism in Eukaryota, Metazoa, Chordata, Actinopteri, Siluriformes, Ictaluridae. Bases 144 to 734 code for a protein of 196 amino acids. Gene Ontology annotation, molecular function: GTP binding; GTPase activity.
UCAUGAGAACACUGUGGUCAAACCUGGGCAGAGGAAGUGACUGUGUAGAUUAUAGUUCGGCGUGAUUGAAGCCUAGAUUUAUAUCUAGGACGGUUAUUUAGUGAUUACUUUGUCUUUGUUUUCUGAGUGACUGAAAGAGUACAAUGGCUGCUAUCCGAAAGAAGCUGGUGGUGGUCGGGGACGGCGCGUGCGGCAAGACGUGUCUCCUGAUCGUGUUCAGCAAGGACGAGUUCCCCGAGGUGUACGUGCCCACGGUGUUUGAGAACUACGUAGCGGACAUCGAGGUGGACAGCAAGCAGGUGGAGCUGGCGCUGUGGGACACGGCCGGCCAGGAGGAUUACGACCGGCUCCGACCCCUCUCCUAUCCGGACACAGACGUCAUACUCAUGUGCUUCUCUGUGGACAGCCCUGACUCGCUGGAGAACAUCCCUGAGAAGUGGGUUCCCGAGGUCAAGCACUUCUGUCCUAACGUGCCAAUCAUACUGGUGGCCAACAAGAAGGACUUGCGCAACGAUGAGAAUGUGCGCAAUGAGCUGGCGCGCAUGAAGCAGGAGCCGGUGAAGGGCGAGGACGGGCGCGCCAUGGCUGUGCGCAUCGGUGCCUACGACUAUCUGGAGUGUUCAGCUAAGACUAAAGAAGGCGUGCGGGAGGUGUUUGAGACGGCCACCCGCGCCGCGCUGCAGAAGAGGACGAGACCCGCUCCGGGCUGUGGUCAGUGCUGCAAACUGCUCUGAACUGGUUUCACUGAACUCUUCUGAAAAAUACCGAGAAAUCACGACGUGUCCUGCUCCGUCGCUACACGAACGCACACGCAGAACAGCAGCUGUUGCUGUAAAAAUGGGCGCGUCUCUUUUUUUUGUGAAGAAUAAAGUACCUCUAAAGCCCAUUGAGGGGGAGAGGGAACACUGAAUUGCCCCCUUGCUCGUUGCAUUAUGGGAUCGGACGGCUGGAGUUGAAUGGCAAACCUAUUGGUCUACUGCAAGUCCGACAAUAGACAAUGGGGUUUACAGCUAUGAGCAGCCUUCCUAAAUAUUUACAGGGUCAAAAUUGAAGCCUUGGGUUAUCCUGCUCCCAGACAUGACUACACAGAGAGAGAGAAGGAGAAAUGUGUUGCUUACACUGAAACUGUUGCCAUGCAGUGCUCCAAAAAGCUUGGAAGAAAUGCAUGAGGAUGCAUGGAGAAUGGCUGGAGUGGGGGAUGUGGGUGGUCAGGGCUCAGGCCUGUGUUUCAUUGUGCUUUGCUCAAAAUUCAACUUGCUUUUAAUCACAGCCAGUGGGAACAUACUUAUAUAAUAUUAUAUUAGUGCAUUAAAAUGUUGCCAUAGUGAUCACAAUAUAUACACCAUGGCCCAAAUUUGAUUUUUUUUUUUUUUUUUGGGGGGGGGGUUAAAUUUGUGCUUGGUUACAAUGCAGUCCAAAUGCACAUACCAUUUAAAUUAUUGUUUUGCUAAUCUCUAGGGAGGUAUUAAAUGCCAGGUCUACAAUGAUCAGCAUAAUCCCAGCGCACUGAAAGAAACUGCCUUUUUUUUUUUUUUUUGCUGUUUUAAAAGAAUGAAAAAGAACAUUGUACAAGCCCUUAUCUUCGAGUUUGAUACCACCAAGGCACACAGCUUAAGAGGAGAUUUACAAUAAAUGCAUAUUUUCCACUAUUUAAUGUCUGUGGUACUUUUAAGUUUGGUUUUAAAAUUAUUUUCAUGGUUCAUGUUUACAUAAACCCAGCAAGUAUUUGACAUGACUGAUUGUUUUACAGAACAAAUAUUAAAUGUUUCAUGUGUAUAUAUAA